UGGCUACAGUUCAUGCUAGCUAGCAGGUGGGGCUCAAAAAUGUUGCGCUGUCGUUCAACUUGUCUUAUUUUGUGUUCAAGCGAGGCACAGCCGUAACUAAAAGUCACUCCGCCGACAGUGUAAGGACUCAGGGAGACGGUAACCACGGGAGUGUGCUGUUAGAGGGAUUUAUUAAGUAGUUUUUAGCGGGCUGUGUGUGUUUGUGCAGGCGGAGGGGGGUCGUGUCUCCUCCGGUCAGCUGUCCAUCAGUUCACCGUCAGUCCAACCAGAACCAGCAGUCAUGGCAGCUCCAGUAAACAUCCAGACUCCCAGUAAGACCUGGGAGCUGAGUCUGUAUGAGCUUCAAAGGAGCCCCCAGGAGGCGAUCAUGGACGGGACGGAGGUGGCGGUGUCUCCUCGCUCUCUGCACAGCGAGCUAAUGUGUCCCAUCUGUCUGGACAUGCUGAAGAACACCAUGACGACCAAAGAGUGUCUGCACCGCUUCUGCUCCGACUGCAUCGUCACGGCGCUGCGAUCAGGGAACAAAGAGUGUCCGACCUGCAGGAAAAAGCUGGUCUCCAGGCGUUCGCUGCGCCGGGACUCGAACUUCGACGCGCUGAUCUCCAAGAUCUACCCGAGCCGGGACGAGUACGAGGCCCACCAGCGCCGCGUCCUGGAGCGACUCAACAGGCUGCACAACAAGGAGGCGCUGAGCUCCAGCAUCGAGGAGGGGCUCCGGCAGCAGGCCCGCUACAGGUCCGAGAGGAACCACCGGGUGAAGAAGCCAACUCAGGAGAGCGACAACACCACCUUCAGCGGCGGCGAAGACAACGGCGACGCCCGCUCACACCUGUCUCACGACUCCGCCCCCUCGCACGCCCCUCACCCCCCCGAUCGGACCCCCUCGGAGGCGGGGCCGAGCCGCAAGCGGGCGCGGGCGUCGGACGACGGCUCGGGCGGCGAGGCGGACAGCGGCAGCCCCACCCCUCCGCUGAGACGCCACAAAGAGGGGCCGGGCUCCGAGAUCGAGCUGGUGUUCAGACCACACCCGCAGCUGGUCCACGCCCAGGACUACAACCAGACCAGAUAUGUGAAGACCACUGCCAACGCCACAGUGGACCAUCUGUCGAAAUACCUCGCCCUGCGCAUCGCUCUGGAGGACGUGCAGACCGGCCGACAGACGGAGGCAGGAGGAGGAGAAACUGAAGGAGCAGCAGGAGGCGGAGAGGGAUCGAGUCUGAGCAACAUCAGCGAGAAGCAGUACACCAUCUACAUCCUGACGAGAGGAGGACAGUUCUCCACGCUGAACGGCUCUCUGACUCUGGAGUUGGUCAAUGAGAAGUACUGGAAGGUCCGGAAGCCUCUGGAGCUUUACUACGCUCCCACCAAGGACCAACAACCACCGCCGCCGCCGCCCCAGCAGCCCCAGCCGAAGUCUCCUCCUCCUCCUCCUCCUCCUCCACCUCCUCCACAGAGGGAGGCCUGAGGCAGAGCAGUGGUUUGCUCCUCCUCAUGUCUUCUUCUUCCGAAAGAGGAAGCUCAGUCGAGUGUCUUCAGUUAAAAACUGACCGAUUUCGUCUGCAAACUGAACUCAUUUGGAAUGCGUGAAAUCUGACCUGAGACCUGCUGUCAGGAGGGAAAAGAGACGGAAAACAAACCCGCGAAGCAGAGCUGGUGAAGCUUCAGCGGAGGCGGCUGUGGGAUUGUGAACUGUCACUGUGGACCAGGAGAUCACUUUGUUCUCGUCUUCUCCUGAUGAGGAGCGUCUGCAGCUCGUUAGCGUCUGUUAGCCAUCACUUUUAUUAGUUAUUGCUUCUAAAUAUUUAAAAAGAUGAAGCUGUGCAGUCUGUCACUGCAGCGACCGCCUUCUCUGAUCUGGAUGUUUGACAUUUUUAGUUUAUUUAUUCCUCUGAACACAAAACAGCAACUAGUAGAAAAUAAGAUGAAAAUUGGCAAACUUAAGGCAAUAUCUACAGAAACCAGGACACAAUAAUCCAAACUAAGAAUUCAGUAUUUUUGUCAUUUCUAGCAUUUCUUUUCUUUCUCUCUGCAGUAACAGGCAGCGCAUCUGUUGGUCUGACCAGCUCAGAAUGUUUCUCUGACACAUUUCACUGCUUUAAGACCUCUGGACAGAAACGAUCCAUCUGAACGAUCGAAUGAAAGAAACUGAUCGAGUGUCUUUCUCUGGUUUGAUCUCAACUGACUGUAUUUAAUGAAAUCUUUGUAUAAUUUAAUUUCUAAGAAUAUGACUGAAGCUUUGCUGCCUUCGUGGUGACAGGAUCAGUGUGGGACGGCUCGGCGCCACAGUUGGACGUGUCGUGUCGCUGAUUUAGCUUUAAUCACACCAACAUUCAUGUUCAGUCCUGAGAGGGGCUGAAGCCUAUCCCAGCAUGCACUGGGGUGAGACAGGGUGGUUAAAAUGAGACGUCGGGAUGGUGGUUUGUUUUUCCUGGAGCCUCAUUCUGAACAUGAUUUGUCUCUAAAUGUUAAACUGAAGAGCCACAAAGAGUCGCUAUAUUUCACUAAGAUAAACGCGAUGCUCUCAUCCUCCACCUGAGCAGCUGUAGCCGCAUCACCUGCUUCCUCUUCAAACACACCAACAGGUUUUGGGUUGCACUUCCUCUUUUUCUCCGUAAAAGCAUUUGGUUAAUGAGUUUGCAUGAAGUCGUUCUUUGAUCUGUUCACAUGACGUCUGGUCUCUUAAAAGCCAUAAACUUCAGUUCUUCACUGUUUCCACUCUUUGCUUCACUCUUGAUGCACUUUAACUUCCUGCAGCCAUACGAGCUUUCCUACCUUACCUCAGUUUUUAAGGAGUGUUUGUAUGUUAAGAAUAAUGCAAUAUUUCCUUCUUCUGUUGUAUAAUUACUUUGUCAGCGAUGCAGAACAAUAAACUCUAAAAACCUCA
Molecule: messenger RNA, 2884 nt
Organism: Chelmon rostratus (copperband butterflyfish)
Lineage: Eukaryota; Metazoa; Chordata; Actinopteri; Chaetodontiformes; Chaetodontidae
Product: E3 ubiquitin-protein ligase RING2-A-like
Exons: 7
Coding region: 281-1465 (394 amino acids)
Biological process (GO): negative regulation of DNA-templated transcription
Cellular component (GO): PcG protein complex; ubiquitin ligase complex
Molecular function (GO): chromatin binding; ubiquitin protein ligase activity
Source: RefSeq, a predicted model, not a curated record